GGAUCAGAAGCCUUGCUCUCCUCGUGCACGCACCGAUUGAGGGGCUGCAUUAUUUAUUAAUUGUCCUCAGCUCAAUUGUUUGUUGUUAGUUUUCGUUUUUUUAAAUUCCGGUUCAUAGGAAAUCUGUCGCGAUUAUUUUCGCGAGUGACAUUUUUUUGGCUUCGUUAAACCUCAGAUACAAAAUGAAAGGAGCGAUAUUUCUAUUGGUAUCGUGUCUCGCGAGCGUGACCCUCGCAAAUCCAAUGGAUAAAAUCGAAAAAAUCGGAGUAAUUGAUCACCAACAGCAGCAGCAGACUGUGACCUUGACUGAUCGUGCCAAGUACGAGGAGGAGCUUAUGAGAAAAUUAAAUAACAAGUGCUCGCAAAAUGACAUAAGCAGUUGUGUAAUGCUUAAACUUGUAACAUAUAUGAAUAAGUUAUUAAAAAAGGCCUCAAUUGAACUGACAGAUGACAUCGAGAUAAGAAAAACUAGUCAGGCUACUGAAGAAGUCAUAACUUAUGAAGCCGGGCGCAGCAAAGACGACGACUCGGAGUUCAUGGAUUUGGUAACUGGUAAAAUAUAUGCCUUCGUUAAGUCCAGAAGCAUCAAAUGGCGAGUUUUGCCCGAGGACGACGUCGUCGUUUCCGCUUCCGAAGACGAGACCGGGUCGUUAAAUCUCGGGCUGUCUCUCGAACGUGCUGACAAUUCGCUUAUUGAUGCUCGUGGGAAAAAAGGCAACAACAUGGGGCCACUUUUGGCGGCGGCGGUACUGAAGAUCGGUCUCAUUGGGGCCUUGGCUUUCAAAGGUCUCGCUUUAUUAGUCGGUAAAGCUCUGCUCCUUUCGAAGAUCGCUCUGCUAUUGGCCAGCAUCAUCGGUCUGAAGAAAUUAUUCUCGCAUCAAAAACACGUCACCUAUGAAGUUGUGGCGCAUCCGCAUCAUUCCGCGAGUCAUUCGUUCAGCGAAGGCCACGGCGGCGGGCAUGACAGUUACUCAAGUGGAUGGGCGAGAAACUUCCAUGGGCAAGUGUUACCUACUGAGCAACGAGCCGCUCAAGAGCUCGCGUACUCCGCUCACGUUCCAGCUGCUGUUUGAGCUGAUGGAAACCACGAGCACGAACUUUACCCACGAUCAAUCUUUAUAUAUAUAUAUUUAUUUAUUUAUUUAACUUACUUUAUCUUUAUCUUCUUACCGACUUGAAAUAUCAUCCGUUCAUUUUACCCCUCUAUUCAUUCAUUCAUCAUUUUUUUUUUUUACUCAAUUUUUAUUUGUAUAUUUGAAAAUUUUCAAACGAACUAGGACCUGAUUUACUUUUUUUACUCUGACUCACACAAACAAACUUGACUUAAAUGUAUACGAGACUCAUACAUUUUUUCUAAUACUUAAGCACUUGUACAGAUUGAAAAUUACUGACGAUUAAUUUUAGUGGACAUGACGGACAUGUAAAAAAUUAACGUAGACGACACAGUAUUUUUAAUUUUUAAUUGUUAAUUAUUUAUUAUUUAUUUAUUAUUGUUAUUGUUAUUAUUAUUAUUAAAUUGUAUAAAAUUAUGUGACGACUCGAGUUGAGGAUCAUGGGUCUAAUGAUCUGUUAAUUAUAAUUUUUGGUAGUUUUAAUUUGUAAAAUUAAAUUUUAGAAAUUUUGACCCUAAUAAACUAUAAUUUUUAUAUUUUAACUUGUGACAGUUUAAGUUAUUAAAUUUAACCAAAUUUCUAAAGUCAUAAUUUCGAUAAUUUAAUUAACUCAGUUCAGAUUUAAAAAGUCCAAAUUUCGAGAUUUUAAUUUACUGUUAGUUCAAAUUUAAAAAGUCAAAAUUUCGAGAUUUUAAUUUACUGUUAGUUCAAAUUUAAAAAGUCAAAAUUUCGAGAUUUUAAUUUACUGUAAGUUCAAAUUUAAAAAAGUCAAAAUUUCGAGAAUUUAAUUUACUGUAAGUUCAAAUUUAAAAAAGUCAAAAUUUCGAGAAUUUAAUUUACUGUCAACUUAAAUUUAAAAAAGUCAAAAUUUCGAGAUUUUAAUUUACUGUCAGUUCAAAUUUAAAAAAGUCAAAAUUUCGAGAAUUUAACUAAUUGUCAGUUCAAAUUUAAAAAGUCAAAAUUUCGAGAUUUUAAUUUACUGUCAACUUAAAUUUUAAAAAGUCAAAAUUUCGAGAUUUCAAUUUACUGACAGUUCAAAUUUAAAAUAUCAAAAUUUCAAGAAUUUAAUUUAUUGUCAGUUCAAAUUUAAAAAGUCAUAAUUUUGAGAAUUUAAUCAACCGUUAUUUCAAAUUUCAAAAGAUAAAUUUACUGCAUGUUCAAAUUUCGAAACUUCAAUUUAAAACCCAAAAUUCUAAAACUCUUUUAACUGUAAUCAUAAAUUCAAAAAGUUCAAAUUCACUCCAUUUAAAAAAUAAAAAUUUCAAAACUCAAAUAACAGAACUUCAUCUCUCCAAAGAUCAUUAGGUCAAAAACCGAGUCGAGUCUUAAUUAUAAGUCUCAUCGUAACUUCUAAUUAUUAAUGUUGUCAUAAUAAUUAAUCCCACUUGCCAGUUGAUUUAAGGCGACCAAUUACUUUGUAUCAUAACUUUAUAUAUAUUUGUUGUGUUAUAUAUUAUUUAAUAAAUAUAUAUUUAUUGUUUUUCGUAA
Microplitis mediator is the source of this 2600-nucleotide messenger RNA. RefSeq lists its product as uncharacterized. The coding region runs from base 183 to 1073 and encodes 296 amino acids. NCBI's taxonomy places the organism in Eukaryota, Metazoa, Arthropoda, Insecta, Hymenoptera, Braconidae. The transcript is spliced from 3 exons. The record is from RefSeq and is a predicted model, not a curated record.